UUGUAACCGGCAUGCACCGCUUUUAGUCAGCCGCCGAUUGGUGUGCGCACUGCCGCAAGAAGUCGCCACAGUACAGUAUAGUACGUGAUCAAAACUAACGCUUAACUACCAGGGAUUUCGUGAUUUCUGACUGGCUUGAGGUGAUAUGACCUACUCCAGUUCUCCUGAUAUCACGCUCCAGUCUUCAAACAACAUCUGCAUCACUGCUUGAUUUGACAUUUCUACACAUUAUUAUAGCUCCCACCCUGUGAGGAUUAACAAGUAAGAAAAAGAAGAAGAUGGAGGAAUUCUCUAUUGGGACAAUGGACACAGUGCUUUUGGGUUCCAGCAUCGCUUUCUCAGGCCUCUUCUAUUAUUUAUACAGAAAGAAAUGCAAAACUGUGGACAAACUCAAUGAUGCUCCUCGUAUGGUGUUAAAUGAGGAACUAGUGGGACUUCUGAAUGCCACACCUGGGAAGUGUCUGCAGUAUGUGGUUAUUGAAGGCACAGUGCAGCCCAUAGAGGAGCCCCUGAGCAGUCAAUUUAAGGAAGGAACUUUUGGUGUUAUUCAGAAACUACUCCUCCAGGAGCAUAAACUGGUGUGGAACAGUUUGGCACGAACCUGGAUGGACCGUGAGCGUGUGCUUCACGAGCGUGUGAGCAGCGUGCCUUUUGCUCUGGUAGGAGGAGACGGAGCACAGGUGCGGGUGCUUCGUCCACUGGAGGCGUCUGGUCUUGAGAUGGAAACGGUGCAUGAGAAGUUCCACCAGGCAAACUACGGCUUUGGUGACCUGCUCAGCCAGUAUUUGAGUGGCGAAAAGAGCAAGGGCCAGCUGGAGACCGAGGAAAUGCUGAGGGUGGGUGUAUCCAUCACAGCUGCUGGGGAGCUCAUCCUCGAUUCAGACCGCCUGCUUAAACUCCGCCCCCCGACUGACGGCUCCACCUACUUCCUGACCACAACUGACUUUGAGUCACUCCGGCUUGGCCAAGAGGGCCAGGCAUCCUGCUGGUGGGCCCUGGCAGGCAUAUUUGCUCUGGUGGGUGUUGCUGUGGUUCUAUGGGCAGGACUUCGCAGUUAUAGGCAGAUCCAGAGGAAAUGGCAGAGAGAGAGGAUGAGGAGGGAGUUUGAACGAAUAGGGGAGGGGGAGGAGGACCUUGAGAAUGCGUGUGUAAUCUGUUUGAGUAACCCAAGAGGGUGUGUGUUGCUGGAUUGCGGACAUGUGUGUUGUUGCUACAGUUGCUAUGAGGCAUUACCUCAGCCAACAUGUCCCGUUUGCAGGCAGGGGAUCAGGAGAGUCGUGCCCCUCUAUCAGGCCUGAAUAUGAGAGUGGAUUAAGAGCUCUACAGAACUACUAAAUACUGCGAGACAGUGGGAUAAGAUUGGUUAUCCUCUACCAGGCCUCAGACAGAGAGAAGAUACAAUUGGAAUAUGAGGGAAGAAAUCCACAAAAGAGAACAUUGAUAGAAAGGAGAGACAACUGUUUAUCAGAUAAUCAGCCACCAUUGACUUGAUGUGUUAGCAAAAAGAAAGCUAUGAAUGAAGUCUAAGAUAGCCUCUCAUAAAACCUUUAAUGUAUUCUGCAUCCUUGGCAACCAAACUUCUGUAUCUCCUGAAAGCAUGGAAGUAUAUUAAUUUUAAUCUUGAUUCCUUAAUUUGCACUUGGUUAUGUGUGUCUCCUUAGUAUUGUCACUGGAUCUUUUUCAUUAUUUGAAAUUAGUUGUGUCAGGGGCUGGAAUUGAACUUGCAGUCACAGUAAGACAAAGUUGCAGAUUGUUUUUGCAGAUUAAUUUCCAAUUAAUUGUGUAAUUUUGAUCCAGCACAUCAAUUUAUUCAGCAGUUGGUAAACCCUUUAUGAGCUGAGUCAGUUUAAUCAGCUAGUGUAGAGCAGGAGGAUCACACAAAUUUAAGUGGCUGAGAGAAUAUACAUGGUGGAAGCUUGGUCAGGAUUCAGGUAAGUGGAAUGAUUUAUAGGCUGAUGGAAUGGAAAAUGCAUAAUGUCAUCCUUUGAAGUAGAAAGUUGUAAAAGGUCAAAAAUUUGUGAAUGUGUAGGUUCUUAUUUAGCCACUGCUUGAGGAGUGGUGAUUGUCAGCAGGAACUUUGGAUCUGUAAAGUUUUCCACUGCAACAGCUGCGUCCUACUCUGCUUACUUACUGUGCUCCUGCACCACACUUGUUCUUACUUGAAAUUAUGCUUUGAAUUUAGAAAUACAAAAAUUCACACAGAAGAUCAUAUUAAUUUGGAAGUAUGGGUUAGGUGAACAGUACAAUAGGAUUUCUCUGAAGCCUUAUUCAAGCCCUUCUGUGACUACGUUUACAUGGACAGCAGUAAUCUAAUUAUUGAACUUAUUCUGAAUAAGACAAUAUUGUGAUUAAGGUGUUUACAUGAGUUGCUUUUAGAAUAUUUCUUUCAUGUUCCCAUUUUACAUGUUAUAAAACAUAGAUCGAUUAAUGGCACACGUCAUUACGUCCCCACGCCAUGCAGUCCGAAGUUCCCUCCAGAAUUUCACGUAUAAACAUACAGUGUGUCUUCAUUAUGGUAUCGUAUACAGUUUUGGGAGUUUCAUUUUUAAUUUUACGAAAGCUUCAAGUGCAGUUAAUUAUUUGUCAUGCUAUACGUGCAAAUAAUCCGAAACCACAUUCUUACCUACUAUAUAGUAGCCGAUAUACAUAUAUUCAGCCUACUAUAUAGUAGGUAAGUAUGUGUUUUCGGACACAGCCGUGCUCUUUUGUUUACCAUCAAACUGUUGAGCACUGCCAUAUGUGUAUGUGUCCUGUUGCAAAAUGCAGCGAAUACUCCCACACGGUGUUAAUAGUGUGAUUAGGGUGUGUACUUGUCUAUAAUGCACUUCGAUAAUUUGACUAAAAUAGAAAUACUCCACAUGUCUUAAUUCGAUUUGUUUUUACUUCAAGUAUGAUUUUAACCGGAUUAAGGUAAUCAGAAAUCGCUGUUUACAUGGUAGUUUGUUAGUCAGAGUAUUGUCUUAAUCGGGUUAAUAUCGGCAUAUUGUUGUCCAUGUAAAUGUCUGUGUGAAUGACAGUACACCAGUGGUCUCCAGCAUGAUGCCCGCGGGCACCUGGUAGCCCGCAUGUAGUCUGUGAGUCCCCUGCCAAGCGCGUUCUAUAAAUAGCCUCAAUUUUAUUUAUUAAUUUUAGGUUUUUUAAAUUUAUACUUACAAAAAAAGUGUUGUGUUAACAUUUCAUAUAACAUUAAAACAUCAAAUAAAAUCAUUAGGGAUGCACCGAAAUGAAAAUUUUUGGCCGAAACCGAAUAUAAUGAAAAACUUGCCCGAAGGCCGAAUACCGAACACGUUUUUCCGUGUUUUUUCCAUUUAUUUUGCCAUUUUUUUUCACCAUUGCAUAAAUUAAAUAGUCAAAAUGUGCUUUUUACUAUUUUGUCUUGCUUUUUAAAGAAAAAAAAUCAAUUAUGAAAACUACAAUUUGAAAAUAUUUGUUUAGCACUGAACAUUUUUUUUCAUUCCAGCAGGCAUAGGCUACCAACAAGGCACAAUAUAACUUUAAAUAAAUAAAUGAGUAAAAUAAAAAUAUUUUUAUGUGGUCAUCUUUGAGCCCCCCUUGAAUAGCCUAUGUUAGGCCUAUAACUGACUGAAAGAAUGUAACACUCUGUAGCCUACAACAAAAAAGUGCACUGACAAGAGUGCAAAAAAUGGUUCUAUUCGGUUCUAUACGGCUGGUUAUAUUGGGGAUAUAUACCGCUCGCGUCCCUGUACACCUCGCGGAGUAUUAUAGUAGAUGUAGUAUGGUUAGAUACGUUGUUAAUGUUAUGUUCUGACUAAGUUUUUUGGAUUUGUCUGCCUGCCCUUAAAUAAAUACGUCUUUACCUGCUUCCAUACUCUACUCCCUUACGUCUCGUGACGUGACAGAAUACUCCGGAACAGAAACAAAACUAACGCACAGUAAACAUCCGAAGAGUGCAUGUCCGCGCCCCCUCAUCGAGGUUGUGACAAAUCGCACGUCUCACUCUGGUUGCUAGGCUAUUUGGUCGCGUCAUCAAACAGGUCAUUGUUCGGUCAAAUUUAUUCGGCCUUUUCACUUGUUAAUUUCACAACAGUACUUUCGGUAGCCGAACAUUCGGUGCAUCCCUAAAAAUCAUCAUUUAAAAAUGUAAUUAUUUAGAAGUUUACACAUGUUAUUGUUAACGUACGUAGCGUACGUUUCUCAUGACGUAGGCUCUUCUGUGAGUUGAGGUGGUAGCGAGCUGACGGCAUAAACAAGGUGAAUUCAACUAUAUAAAAAAACAACGGAUUAAUUGUGGCUGAAGGUGCACCAGGUCCUGCAAAAUAGACAUUAUUUUAACGAGGAGUGGGAGACAGAAUUUCUCUUCACAACUGUUGGAGGCAAAAGUGUAUGCCUCAUUUGUGGGGCUAGCAUCGCGGUAUCCAAGAGGCACAACGCAAGACAUUGUACUACAAUCCACAAGACCUUCAAUAGCAGUUAUCCACCAGGUACAUUACUUAGAAAAACAAACGUUAACGAGUUGAAAGCAACAUUAAGCAGGCAGCAAUAAUUUAUACCAAACCCGCUAAGAAGACACAGGCUGCAACCGAAGGGUUGCUCCUUUUUUUUUUUUUUUUUUUUUUUUGACAAAACAAAAAAUCGGAAGGGAGCAAUGACUGAUAGUGAACACACUGUUUAAAGAUCACAAGAACGGAGAUGAAAUCAUGUGUGCAUUCUCCGACGUUCACCUCGGGGUGAACACAAUUUUUUUAAAUAAAAAUAUUAAAACAGCUUGUGACAAAUCAUUAAAAAAAAAAAUAAUAAUGCCAGGAUAUCAAGAUAUUUCAUUAUCCCUUCGACAUAAUGUUGUUCAUUGAAAGUUUUUGUUUGUUUGUUUGUUUUUGUUUUUUUUAAAAGCACCAUUGUGUUUAUAUUUAUUAUAUUUAUAUCAAAUUAUUUUUUUUUAGUUUUUGUGUAUAUCAAACAAGCAGCCCUCUAGACUAUUUUAUCCCUUCAGGGAGCCCUCGCUCACAAAAAGGUUGGAGACCCUGCACUACACCAUUAAACCAAGAUCAGCCACUAGAGGGCACAGAACCUUUAAAUGUACUAACUCUCAGUUGUAAACGGAGUGUAAAUUUCCAUUCCGUGUACAUAGAAACCACAAUCUCCCGCCCAUAUACAUACAUGUUUAAUUGAUUUAAGAAAACCCAGAAGAGCUCUUGCCAUAUGUAGCUUUUCUAAGGGGAUUUCAGAUUUUCAUUUGUGUGUGCUGUGCCCUGGUCCUUGCGAUAAGUUGUUACACUGAAUCCAUAUUGGGUCUGUUUGUGUCCUUGCUUCUGCCACCUGCUAUAAAUGGAAACCAAGGGCUGAAGUUGUCUGUUGAUUUAGGCUAUGCUACAAUUGGUUACAAUAGAAUAUUCAAUAAUAUCACGUACAUGCAGGGAUUGGUUAUGGGUCUAUUAUUGGUAAACUGAACUGGGACAGCACAACUCAGUAGGUGUAGUAAACAUCAAGCAGGAAGCUAAUAUAUUACACAUUUAUGAUGAAUAAAGAUUCAAACUUGCAUUAAACUUCUGCUAGGGUCAUUGAUGGUUUUGUUAAGAGUGUUUAAAUCGUAUUGUACCUGGUGUGCUUUCGGGGAGGGAUGGACCGUUCAGAAGGUGGAAGGGGGGCUUUUUUCUCUCUUUCUUUGUGUUCUCGUUUUGUACUUUAUUAUGUGAGAUUCCACUCAUUUCUCUCCCUUUGAUUUGUCUGUUGGGUUUAUAUAAAAGCUGUUAUAAAUAAAUAAAUAAGAAAAUCUAUAUGAUUACCUUAACUUGUACACAUAGGAAAAAUAAAUAUGUUGAAAUACAUAUGUAAUUAUUUUGAUAAUGCAACCAAAGGACAUACAGUGGGGGAAAUAAGUAUUGAACGAGUCAACAUUUUAUUCAGUAAAUAUAUUUCCAAUGAGGCUAUUCACAUGAAAUUCUCACAAGACUUUGGUAUUAACUCAAAAAAUCCACACAUAUAAAGAAAUCCAAACAUUAAAGUCCAUAAAUGAAGUUAUUUGUAAUAAAGAGGAAUGGCACAGGGGAAAAGAAUUGAACACACUAACUGAAUUUUUUUUAUAUACUUAGUGGAGAAGCCACAUUAAUCAGAAGAAAUUAAUCAGCCACAGCAUUCAGGUGUGAUUUUGGCCCAUUCUUCUAAACAUAUUGUCUCUAAAUCUUGUUCGAUUGGAUUCAGGUCAGAUGAUUGCCAUUCUAACGCCUUGAUUUUUAUUCUCUGAAACCAAUUAAGUUUACUUUGCUGUAUGCUUUCGUCCGGUUGAUGACGGAGUGAUGUUGCUUCCACUUGCGGAUAAUGGCCCCAAUGGUGCUUACUGGAAGAUUGAGAUAUUUUGAAAUUCCAUCAAUAUUUUUCGCAACAAUAAGGUUGCGAAGGUCUUGGGAGAGUUCUUUGCUUUUACCCAUCGUGAGAUGUUUCUUGUGUGACACCUUGGUAACAAAAAAUUUUUUUCUUGCCUUGCCUUGUAGAACUGAUUUUUCUUACCCUGUUCAAUACUUUUUUCCUGUGUCAUUACACUUUAUUACACAUAACUUUAUUUAUGGACUUUAAUGUUGUGAAUUCUUUGUAUUUGUGGAUUUCUUGAGUUACACUGAUGUCUGGUGAAAAUUUCAUGUGAAUAACCUCAUUUGAAAUAUAUUUAAACAUUUUUAAAAAUGUUGACACGUUCAAUACUUAUUCCCCCCACUGUAAAUUUACCAAAGGACGUGAUUUAUUUCAAUAUUUAUUUCAGCUGUACAUAUUGUAGCCCUCUUUUGAAAACUUUCCUUUGUUGACCCUGUAAAAUAUUCAAAUGAAUCUUUAGUAGUCCAACAGUCAUGGGAAAUGCAGCACAACCUGCAAGUGUUUGGAGAACAAACUACUUAAGGCUGUGUUCACAUAUAACGUCUUUUUUGAAGUGGUCAGCACCUGUUUUACAUAAUAAUCCUAUGGAGAAGACUGUGUUUUCAGAAAUGACAAGCUUAUUUUGGGGAUGCUCUGCAUUGCAUUUUGGAACAGCAUUUUUGCUUGAAAGCAUGAAAAAAAAAAUUGGGCAGCAGUUUUCAUCUGAAAAAAGCGUUACAUGUGAACACAGACUAAUGUUGUUUAGUUACCAAGCCAAAUUAGAUACUAACAUAGUUUAGUCAGUGUAUCUUUAUGUAACAUCAUCUAACUAGCUUUUCUGGCUAACGAAACUUAAUUCAGUACAUGAAUAUCUAUGUAAGUUAGCUAGGUUAGCAAUUUAUUUAGUUGUAAAAAAGGCUACAUUACUUAUAUUUUUCUAUAUCUGCUAUCGCUAUUGUUAACAUCCACAAGAAUGGGAUGGGAGUCAAUAUCAAAAGUAACAGUCAGUAUGUGGUGGCCACCAGCUGCUUUAAAUACUACAGUGCAUCUCAUCCUCAUGGACUGCACCAGAUUUGUCAGUUCUGUAAGAUGUUACCCCACUUUUCCACCAAGGCAUUUGCAAUUUCUCGAUCACGUCUGGGGGGACACAUGGUUACAUGUAAUUUUCCACUGCAAGGAUGAUCAGCUGUCCUUCCUGUCUCCCUGUAGCACUGUCUUAGGCAUCUGACAUUAUGGACAUUGCAGUUUAUUGCUCUGGCCACAUCUGCAGUCCUCAUGCCUCCCUGCAGCAGGCCUAUGGCAUGUUUACGCAGGUGAGCAGGCAUCUUUCUAGACAUCUUUCUUCCGGUGUUUUUCAGAGUCAGUAGAAAGGUCUCUUUAGUGUCCUAAGUUAUUGUAACUGUGACCUUAAUUGGCUACCGCCUGUAAACUGUUAGUGUCUUAAGGGCUGUUCUACAGGUGCAUGUGUAAUAAUUGUUUAUGGCUCGUUAAACAAGCAUGAGAAACAUCGUUUAAGCUCUUUCCUAUAAAGAUCUAAACAUUUUGGUAAAUAUAGGUGUGCAGCAAUUGUUGGGACCCCUGUGAAUUCAUAUGAGAAAAAUAUAUUUUAAGUAUAUUCCCACUGAUAUUUUACAUUUUGUUUAGCACAUUUGGUUAACUAGGAACAGGAAAUUGUUCAACCAUGACUUCCUGUUUCACAGGGGUAUAAAUAUGAGGUAACACAUAGGCCAAAUUCCCUUACUCAUUCAUAACAGUGGGUAAGACCAAGGAACAUACAGUUGUAAUCAAAAUUAUUCAACCCCCACUGCAAAUUAGAUUUAUUGUCAAAAUUGACACACCUUCAGCAAACAAAUCAAACAAAAGCAAUUGAAAUAGGCUUAGUUCAACACAACGAAUGCUUCAAGUGGCUUCCCCGAAUUCAACUGAAAAUGCAACUUAUAAUGAUUUCUACAGUUUCAAAGUUAUUCAACCCCUUCAUGGCACGCAUCCUUACCACUUAGUAGAGAUCAAAUUUCCCCACUCAUUUAUGAUGGGGUUGCAUGUCAGAUAAAGGACCAGGGGAGACCUCCACAGUCGUUUCACAAGUGUACAUUGAAAUUUUGGACACUUUUCUCAUUCCAUCAAUAGAAAAUAUGUUUGGUGAUUAUGAAGUCAUUUUUCAGGAUGAUAAUGUAAAGAGUGUUAAAGCUUUUCUAACUGCAGAGAAUUAAGAGUAUUUUAUUUUUCACUGAUAAGAUUUAUCACAAAAUACACAAACAAGUCUUAAUAUCCAUUGCAUGUAUGCUUUUCAUGUUAACUUAUAUUUUUAAGAAGAUUUAGAUUUUUUUUGGUGUUGCAUGUAACAUCAGACCACUAGACGUGGCCGUCCGCAAACUUCAUUAUAUUAAAGGUCUAUAUUGUAAAGUUUGUUUAUUUAUUUGAUUGUUAUCUAAAUCUGAUUGCUUGAUCUUGAUGGUUAAUGUACAUGUAAAUUAUUUUGCCUUUAAAAAUUUUUUAUUCUUUGUUAAAUUUGCAAAUAACAGUGGUGGAAGAAAUGAACCUGUUUUUUCAAGUGGAGAAGUUGAUCAGAAGUUUAUUAUAGUUACCUUUUUUUUAAUGAUAGUGCUCUUGCAAAUUUUUAUCUAAGAAAAGAUUUUCCUGUUCUUUUUUAAUUAAAUGUUAAUUACUGUUUUGAA
This is a messenger RNA of Ictalurus punctatus (channel catfish), 8978 nucleotides long. It is a transcript of the gene mul2, whose product is annotated as mitochondrial E3 ubiquitin protein ligase 1a. The coding region runs from base 279 to 1298 and encodes 339 amino acids. The record is from RefSeq and is a predicted model, not a curated record. Gene Ontology annotation, biological process: protein ubiquitination; organelle organization. Gene Ontology annotation, molecular function: ubiquitin-protein transferase activity. The transcript is spliced from 6 exons. NCBI's taxonomy places the organism in Eukaryota, Metazoa, Chordata, Actinopteri, Siluriformes, Ictaluridae.